Chenopodium quinoa (quinoa) is the source of this 991-nucleotide messenger RNA. RefSeq lists its product as uncharacterized. Bases 38 to 499 code for a protein of 153 amino acids. Lineage: Eukaryota; Viridiplantae; Streptophyta; Magnoliopsida; Caryophyllales; Amaranthaceae. The record is from RefSeq and is a predicted model, not a curated record. The transcript has 2 exons.
UAUUGCAACCAAGAGUGCUUAGCAUUUUAGAUCACAAAUGGGGAAAGCUUCUUCCAUCAACUUCGUUGUCGCGGCCAAUAUGUUAAUGGCUGCUUGCAUUCUUACUAUAUCAGUUCCAACCUUGGCAACAAAUUACAAGUCUACCGGAUAUUAUGAGCAUCCACCACCACCACCACCAAGGUCGUCGCCCACGUGUAGGAAUGAAACUGAACUGUGUAUAGGUUAUGGUGAUUACAUUUGUUGCAAAGGAUUAAAUUGCAUUUUAGGGGAUCCAAUCCUUCCAAUAGGUGUAGGUUUAUGUUUACCUUUAGGUGAACAACCACCAUCAACUGAUGAGUGUCGAAAAAUUAACCAACUCUGUCAUCCUUAUGGACAGUAUAAAUGUUGUGACGGAAUGAGCUGCGUCGAUACUCGUACGCUGCCUCCGGUUGCCGGUGUUAACACCCAAAAGCUUGAGCUUCCACCUGGUGUAGGAAUUUGUCAGGCCAUAAAACUAUAAGUACUAGUAUAUUGUUAUACCUCUAUCUUAGCUUAUUGUUUCAGCAAUUUUGCGUUAGUUGUAUUCCUUGUAUUUCUUUUGUGUUUUUUUGUUGUAUCAUUUGAAGUUUUUAUUUAUUUUUUUUAAUUUAUAAUUUUAAAGAAUUACUUUGUACUAUGUAUGUAACAAUUGAAUUUAAUUUUGGAAAAUUUGUAAUUAUUAAUCCCAACUUUCGGCUAUUUCCUUUCAUUAAUCCCAACUUUCGAUUAUUAUUGAAUAAUCCCAACUUUGGGGGGCAUUUUCUUUUAUCAGGUCAAAUGACCGGUGACCUGAUUAAAAGGUAAUUUUUUUUAAUUUUUUUUUCUUACAUGCCACAUUUUGCAAUUUCAUUAGUUGAUUUUUUAAAAAAAAAAAAAUUUAAAAACCAAACCCACCAGCACCAUAGCCCCACCACCUCCUUCCUUAACACCACCGGAAACCACCAUCUCCUUCCCCUACCCCACUGAAAACCAC